AUGUCACGUCCUGAACAGUUGGCACCACCAGAAGUGUUCUAUAAUGACACAGAAUCAUAUAAAUAUACAUCAUCCACCCGUGUGCAGCAUAUUCAAGCCAAGAUGACAUUUAGAGCUUUAGAAUUAUUAAAUUUACAAGAAUUCCCACAUUUUAUACUUGAUAUUGGUUGUGGUUCUGGAUUAAGUGGUGAAAUAUUGACAGAAGAAGGUCAUAUAUGGUGUGGUAUGGAUAUUUCAACUUCAAUGUUGGCAACUGGGUUAGAUCGUGAAGUUGAUGGUGAUUUAUUCUUGGCUGAUAUGGGUAGUGGUAUACCAUUUAGAGCUGGUACAUUUGAUUGUGCUAUAAGUAUUUCUGCUAUUCAAUGGCUUUGUAAUGCUGAUAGUGCAAAUGUUGAUCCUAGAAAAAGAUUAUUAAGAUUUUUCAAUACAUUAUUUGCUUCUUUAAAAAGAGGUGGUAAAUUUGUUGCACAAUUUUAUCCAAUGAAUGAUGAACAAAUUGAUUCUAUUUUGGGGGCUGCUAAAGUUGCUGGAUUCCAAGGUGGGCUAGUUAUUGAUGAUGCUGAAUCAAAGAAGAAUAAAAAAUAUUAUUUAGUUUUGAGUGCAGGUUCAAGUUCAAAUGAAAUGAAUUUAUCAGGUAUAACAAUGGAUGCACCUGAACAACCACAAAAAUUAAGUAAGAAAUCAAAGAAAAACAUAGAAUCAAGAAAAGAUUAUAUUAAUAGAAAGAAAGAAUUAAUGAAGAAAAGAGGUAAAGUUGUGGCAAAAGAUUCCAAGUAUACUGCAAGAAAGAGAAAAUCAAGAUUUUAA
Hansenula ciferrii is the source of this 807-nucleotide messenger RNA. It is a transcript of the gene BUD23, whose product is annotated as 18S rRNA (guanine1575-N7)-methyltransferase. The transcript has a single exon. Gene Ontology annotation, cellular component: nucleolus. The coding region runs from base 1 to 807 and encodes 268 amino acids. Gene Ontology annotation, molecular function: rRNA (guanine) methyltransferase activity. Gene Ontology annotation, biological process: rRNA (guanine-N7)-methylation. NCBI's taxonomy places the organism in Eukaryota, Fungi, Ascomycota, Saccharomycetes, Phaffomycetales, Wickerhamomycetaceae. The record is from RefSeq and is a predicted model, not a curated record.